UGUGUACAAACGACCCCCCUCUCUUUUUUUCUGGAUUUUUUUUCGCUUUUUGAAGGCACGCAAAGGCACGUUUAGAGAAUGGAGGAAGGAGACACGUGAAGUUUUGUUGAUUUCGGUUGAUGCUCAUGAUUUUGGGGGGAUUGUGAGGUUUUUGAGGGUUGAUGAUGUCGGGGCCGCCGGUCAAGAGGCAGAAGCUGCUGUAUGAUUCUGAAGAGGAGGCCAGGUUAGAGAGGGUUGUCUUUGGAGAUGGGCAGGAUGUCAUUGAGAAGCUGCUGGGGGAGGAUGAGCAGCGGUGGGAUGUUGGUGAGGUCGGCGAUGAGGAGUCUGAGGGAGAAAAGUUGGGGGAGCUGUCUGGGGAGGAAUCGGAGAGGUCUGGAGGGGAAUCAGGGACAUCUGGAGAUGAAUCUGAUGGAGAUGUUGCAGAGGGUUCUGGGGCUGAAUCUGAUGGCGGAGCGGAGGAGAGUGGGGCUGCCUGGGUGGAUCCUGAUGACAAGACUUACACAUUGAACGACGUUACGAAUCCCCGAUUGCACGUGAAGCACCGCCCUGAGACGCAUCUGAAAGAAUAUCUUCAGAAUAAAUUCACGAAACUAGUUGGCACUCCAAAAUGGGCGGAGAUAAAGACCCACGAGGAGGAGGACUCGGACUCCGAACACGAAAUACUGAAACACAGUAAUCAUUUGGCUCCGGUGAAGACGAAGAAGUUGGCGAAGGGGCUGAUUGAGAUCAAAGCACUGAGGAAUAUCAACAACGAGACGCAGAAUGAGGGCCCCUUCGUCACAAACUUGAGGUUUCAUCCGACGUCGACUGUCGCCUUCGCCACUGGCCUGUCUGGGGUUGUCUCCUUAUUCCAAAUUGAUGGGAAGGAGAACAAGAAGCUGCAGAGCAUCAAGUUCGAUAAAUUCCCGGUGAAUUGCGCCAGGUUUUUGAAGGAUGGAACUGAGAUUAUCCUGGGUACUAGGUACAGGAACUACUGCCAGAUUUACGAUCUGAUGAGUGGGAAGACGUACAAGGCACAGCUGCCACAUAAUGUGACUAAUGCCAAGAAUUUUGAAGUCUCUCCAGACGGAAAACUAAUUGCAGUAGCCGGAAGAACCGGAGAGAUUCACCUGCUCAAUGGUCUCACCAAGGAAUCAAUAACAACAGUGAGAAUGAACAAGAAAUGUUGCACGAUGGCCUUCACCCCAGACAGUAAAAACCUCAUAACCCACGGUGAGAGUGAAGAAAUCUACAUCUGGGACGUGAACACCAGGAGAUGCACCCAUCGAGCAGUGGACGACGGUUGUCUCGCCUCAGGUGCAGUUGCAGUUUCCCCCAGUGGGCAGUUCCUGGCGACUGGCAGUAAACAGGGGGUCGUCAACAUCUACGACACGAAGACAGUCAUGGGGAGCAGGUUCCCACAGCCCCUGAAGAUCGUCCUGAACCUGGUGACCCCCAUUACAUCCCUGAAGUUCAAUCCAACGUCUGAAAUCCUGGCUAUGGCCUCUCAGUUCAAGGAGAAUGCCUUCAGGAUGAUCCAUCUACCUUCGUUGCACGUCUUCUCGAAUUUUCCUACCUUUCAGACGGUUAUGCAUAAUCCUCUGGACAUUGAUUUCUCACCUAACAGUGGAUAUCUGGGCAUUUCGAAUAAUAAGAAUAAUGCUUAUUUGUACAGACUCAAACAUUUUGGGAAUUAUUGAAGGGAACGAAAUAUUGUUAUUCAAUUUUUUAUGGUGAGUCGAUUAACUCUGUUGUAAUAAAUAUUUUUCACUAUUA
This is a messenger RNA of Diachasma alloeum, 1755 nucleotides long. It is a transcript of the gene wcd, whose product is annotated as U3 small nucleolar RNA-associated protein 18 homolog. Gene Ontology annotation, cellular component: small-subunit processome; Pwp2p-containing subcomplex of 90S preribosome. Gene Ontology annotation, molecular function: protein binding. Gene Ontology annotation, biological process: rRNA processing. The transcript is spliced from 5 exons. The record is from RefSeq and is a predicted model, not a curated record. NCBI's taxonomy places the organism in Eukaryota, Metazoa, Arthropoda, Insecta, Hymenoptera, Braconidae. Bases 162 to 1679 code for a protein of 505 amino acids.